AACCGGGUCUGCGCUUGGCACUGCACAUUUGGUUGAAAAAGUUCGAGGCGUGUGGCUGUACAUCCGCGUGAAGUGGGCUGAUAAUUUUACUUUCCCAGUGUGAAAAAGCACGAAAUUGGUGAAUUUUGUGCCUUUGCUGCGUGCGUGAGUGGUAGAAGGUUGGAAAUUACCGGUGCUGUCUAGUGGAAGUUUGUGUGAAUUAGGUUUUUGAAGCGCAUCGCUUGAAUCAUGAGUGAAAAGCAGGACCCACAAAAUGGCGAUCACCAGAACGGCCGCAACGAUGAUGAUGAGAUUCGCGAACCGGAACAUCUGCGUAAGCUGUUCAUCGGCGGUCUCGACUACCGCACCACGGACGAUACGCUGAAGGCGUACUUCGAGAAAUGGGGCAAGGUGGUGGAUGUGGUCGUCAUGAAGGACCCGAAAACGAAGCGUAGCCGCGGGUUCGGGUUCAUCACCUACUCGAAAUCGUACAUGAUUGACGACGCGCAGGCAAGCCGGCCGCACAAGAUCGAUGGGCGCGUGGUCGAGCCGAAGCGGGCCGUUCCGCGACAGGACAUCAACCGUCCGGAGGCCGGCUCGUCGGUGAAGAAGCUGUUCGUCGGCGGUCUGCGCGAUGACUUCGACGAGGAGCAUCUGCGUGAGUACUUCUCCAAGUACGGCAACGUUAUUUCGGCCUGCAUUGUUACAGAUAAGGAUAACGGCAAGAAGCGUGGCUUCGGUUUCGUCGAGUUCGACGAUUACGAUCCGGUGGACAAAAUCAUCUUGCAAAAAAGCCACACCAUCCAGAACAAGCUGCUGGAUGUGAAGAAAGCACUGCCAAAGCAAGAUAUGGACCGGUACAAGAACGACAUGGGUCGUACCGGUGGUGGUGGCGGUGGCGGCGGUGGUGGCGGUGCCUGGGGCAACCAGCGCGGCAGCGGUGGUGGCGGCUGGAACAGCCAGCGCGGUAGUGGUGGUGGUGGUGGUGGCGGCUGGGGUAACCAGCGCGGUGGUGCGGCGAACGAUUGGAACAGCGGUGGGUUCAAUAAUGGUGGCGGUUUCAAUAACGGUGGCUUCAACAAUGGCGGCAACAACUGGAACAACGGUGGCGGCAAUCCGUGGGACAAUGGGUGCGGUUCGCAGGGUCAGGGCGGCUGGGGCAACAACGGUGGCAAUUGGGGCGGCAACAGUGGCGGCGGUGGUGGCGGAUGGGGUGGCAAUGAGUUCGGAAAUAACUACCAGCAAGGAUACAACGCCGGUCCGGUGCGCGCCGGGGGCAAUUUCAACCAGCGAGCGGCACCCUACGGUACCGACGGUAGCUAUUAUGGCACGUACUAGUCGAUAGCUAACCGAUUAACUUGCGUUUCCAGGCAACCAAGGGGCUGGUCGCAGCGGAAGGUACGGCACUAGCCGUAUGCAUUAACUUUGACGAGAAGAGAGAGAGAGAGAGAAAAAGAAAGGGUGGAUGAUGUCCCGUAAGAUUGAAUAAGUAAGAAUGCCUAUGCUCACUUUGCCUAUCAACUUCAAACUGUCUAUUUCUCGUUGUGCAUAUGCUGAAGCCAAAAUAACUGCUCUUACCACAUGUUUCUUGCGUCUUGCGCCGGGUUCACAUACACCGCAUCGCGUACACGAACGUGUGUGCGAUAGCGAUCGUUAACGAACUCUCUCCGACAACCACCGUUCGCUCGCUCACCACCGUGUUCUGUCUUCUAACCACGCCAUACACCUGUCCACUGUUGUUGACCGCCCCCCAUACCCCCUCCACCCUCAGCCGCCGAUCGCACAAGUCGCUAACGCAAUGUGUCCCCAGUUGUAUCUUUGUGCGUCCCAUCGUCUCUUUCCCAUCCACAGCACAGCCACCACACACAAGCAAGUGCAACGCGCGGCUCUUCAAAGGUAAAUAUGAAAACAUUUUUCUUUUCAGUGUGACACAUUCAUUAUCGCAACCUGAAGCUCCAUUUUUUAGUUCAUGCAUUACUUUAUCCAUUUUUGUUGUACAUCAAUUUUAUUGAAAUCAUUCUUUUAUUGAGCAAUUGAACAAAUUGUUUACAUUAUUUCUCCUUAUCGUUUUGCAUCCAGUGUACGACUUGGGUGGUAUUAUUUCCUUAUCAUGAAAUAUGUGUGUGUGUGUGUCCCAAUUUUGACUAGACUUGUUCUUUUAAGGCUUUACAAGUGACAUUCGUAGGAUAAAGGCGAAAAAAGCGAAGAAGGUGUAGCUAACAAUAUCCAGAUUGUGAUGACGUGCACCAAGUAUUAUCUGCGUGUGUGUGUGUAUGUUUGUGUGUUUGUGAGAGAGUGCGUGUGAUUACAGGAUUUGUCCUGUAAUUUUACAGCAGUAACACAGAAGUGGAGUUUUCCCCAUUGCCACCGAUAAUUGCCCACCAGUCGAAGUGAUAUUGUAAAGCGAGCUUCUUUACCCUUCGAUUUACUGACACUUGGUCACAGCAUAUAACAGUUUGGCUGUAAGAUUUAUUUUACCCAUUUCCCGUGUCUAUGCAUUGUAUUUUAAACCAUUUCAGUAUUUUGUUUCUCUUAAACUUUAGCCCAUCUACGGCAAUUUAGGGUAGCUCGUGAUACGACUGCAUUGAACAUUUGACACUAAAAUCUCUAAUUUCCAAAACCAUUUGUAUUUCUCUUCAUUCCUAUCAGGUACAAAGCAAAGUUUUAGAAAGAGGCUAGAGCAAAAAAAGAAAAAAAGGUACAUUACAUACUCAGUCACAGUGAGCAAAACAAAACCUUACUCAGGCAGAGGCACAGUGUGUGCGUGUGUUUGGGAUGUCAAAGUAUGCAUGACAAAAAAACAGAGAACAGACGUGCAUUACCGUAUAAAAGGGAUCGAUGGGAGAGGACAGUCAUUCGAAAAGUGUGGAGGUUCAAUCGAUAGGAGCUUCUUCACCCAAGCCAGCACAUUAACAACAGGAAGGAGAGUGCAGGAGGGCGCGCGUGCACACACAAACACACAGGCGAGAUGAAGGACAGUGACGAGAGAGAUAUAUUGAGUAGUGGAGAAGGUACCUACGCGCAUUCAUUUGCCAGGAUCUCAGCUCCACCUUGCUCUAUAGACUAGUCCGCAUUAACCCAGCAAACAUCAGGCGCGUGCAACCCUUCCCUCGUCAGAGUUUGAGCGGUUUUCUUCAGAUCGACGUACAAAGCAUGUCUAAUGUGUAUGAGUGGUUAGAGCUGUCGCAUCCAUCCCAGGAAAGCAGCUGCAUUAUCCGCAGCACCACACAACAGGAAAGCAGUCGACUUAGAGGCACAUUGAGUGUAGCAUAUGACAGUGAUAGAGAGAUACACAUGAGAACAGCAUUUGAACAACUUCAUUGCUUGCUUAACGGCUUAAGUUUUGCCCCGGUGGUGGUCACCGACAUCGUUGCUCUAGUAUGUGUUCCCUUUCCUCCUAUUUCUCGUCUUACCGGGCAGCGGUGGUUUUACAAGAUCGGAUGAGAAUGAGUCGUUAAGAGAAGAAGUAUAUAGACAACAACGCAGGUCUCUCAUUUUAUACGAACACUGCUGUAGAAAGGCGGAAAUAAAAGUCUUAGCGCGUUUUAGCGUUUGACCUUUUUGAGUGUAGCGCUACAACUGACUUGGAUGAAAAAUAUAUCCCCUGCGAGUAAAAUUUGAGUAAAACAUACAAAAACAGGAAAAGAAGAAAUAUACCGAUGAGCAGCAGGAAAACAAAUCUUAAAAACAUACAACACACCAACACAAAAUGGCUCGGUGGUGGUGUGUGUAAAUCUCUCAACUACCUUCAUUGUUGGUGUACAAGCACAGUAACAACCCUUGUGUUUGCUAUGAAACGGAUAGCAAGUAUAUUAUAUUUAUUAACUAUAAAUGUAUAGAUGUAUGGAAGUAUAAACUAGACUAGAGUUUAAGACCAGGGAUUGCUCGGUAAGCGAAGUUUGAUUUACACUACAAAAGAAUUUAACCAGUUUUAUACAUAGCCAUCCCCACAUAAAUACACAAACUCUGACACACUUUCACAGCUAACAAUCGUACAUCAGCUUCUUGUCGUUCAAAGACACAGAUGGUUGUUUUUCACUUCAAAUAGGAAACAAAAGAGAAAAAUGCAACUAGCUUUGAGUUUCAAAGCGACGGUAAAAAAAAAAAAUUAGAACAAUCGAAAAAGUUCAGUUAUAAAAACAAACACAGAAGAUAUAGCGCAAGAGUAGACAAGUAUAAAGUACUAAUUUAGGAAAUGAUGAGAAAGGAAAAAAGGAGAAAUCGUCCAUAAAAACAACAUGACUAGGAAGUUGAGACAACAGGAACGAAAAUCGUAAAAAUGAUACAGAGCGUAUAAUCGUGUACACUGAACACACAGACCACAAGCAGAGUUAUUCAUACAUAUUUGAUUGUAUAUAGAUUGACGUUUGUCUUUUUCGUAAGGUAUAAAAUGAUUUUUUUUAAAUAUCAUUGAGUUCUCCAUCGUCGCACUGCUCGCAAUAGAUGAGUUUUAGUACACUAGUUUGGUUCGAUUAAAAUGGUAUGGAUAUAUAGACUAGCGCCGCUCUAAAGCAAAUAAAAAGCAAUAGGAAAAAAUGAUAGGUUUCGGUUGUGUUAUGUAGCAGCAAUUAUCGUUUUCUAACGUAUCAAUAGUAAACCAAUUUCUUACGUCGAGGAAUCACUCUUAUUAGAUUCAUAAUGAUAACAUUUGAGUGAUCCUGAUCAUAUCGAUAGAGAUACCACACAACAUAAUAACCUUGCUAAAACCACCCCCUGUGCCCCGUUUAUUUUAGUUUUUUUUUCUGGUACAACAGCAUAUUCACGUGUAUAACCUACCAACCCCCCCUAAUAAUUAUAAUAAUUAUCUCUCCGGUGCGAGAGGAGAAAGAGGGAACACAAAACAAAACAAAUACAAAAACGAAACCAAGCUAUAGCUGGAGAAGAAGCAUCUUUUGAGAGUAAGAUCAUGUCGCAGUAAAACAAAAAUAAAUUAGAAAAGAGUAUAGAAUCGUCCGUA
Molecule: messenger RNA, 4936 nt
Organism: Anopheles gambiae (African malaria mosquito)
Lineage: Eukaryota; Metazoa; Arthropoda; Insecta; Diptera; Culicidae
Gene: Hrb87F
Product: heterogeneous nuclear ribonucleoprotein 87F
Exons: 3
Coding region: 229-1317 (362 amino acids)
Molecular function (GO): RNA binding
Source: RefSeq, a predicted model, not a curated record